GAACACAUCGUAAGGGGAAGGGAAGGGCGGAGGAGAGGCACGCCAGGUUCAUCUUUGUACGUGUGAAUGCAUUUGCAGCCUUAAUUCCACUCCACAGACAGCGAAUGUUCGGCCUGGUAGUGCCGAAGCGUCCCCUCCACACGUCGUUCGUGCAGGAGGGAGAGACCCGCUGGACCACAGACAUCCCCAGUCCCCACUCCAUCGCCGAGUUCGUGAUCUUCCUCAUGCGAGCGCUUCCCAGCGACAGCCUCGGCGUGGGUGUCUACUGGAGCUUCCCGCCCUUCUCGUCGUGGGAGUUCAUCGGUGUGCUAACCAACAGUCAGCCGAGUGAGCUGUUCGACACCGGCUGGGCUCUGAACCCAGAGGUGCGGGGGGUGCCGGUGGUGCGGCUGGGUCUGUCUGUUGAGGAGGCCGGGCCGCUGCUGGAGAAGCUGCAGACCAAGCCGCCACUCGACACUAAGCGGGAGUUCGCGCAGAAGGUGGCGUUGAAUCUGUACCGGUUUAUUGAGUCGUUCAACCAGGGCAUGUCGGACGUGAUACAGUGCCCGCAGGACGUGCUCGACAGGUGGUACAGGCGGUUCGAGUCCCGUGCUGCUGUCGACCCACUGUUCGUCAUGCGCACUGAGUGACGGCAGAGGAGGGAGGGUGUGGUGUGCGUGCAGCUGUGUAGGGGGCGUGCCUGGCCUGGCUGGUAGAUCCGAUGUCCGUGACGCGCACACAGUGACGAGGGAGGCAGACACAGACAUAGAUAGAUAGACAGACAGACAGACGUGUGUGGGCGGGUCUCGUCGGGUCGGGUCGGGUGGGUAUGUGGAGAGGUGGACCGACACCUGACUGACCUUUUAUAUCCUGUGCGCAUCGUGUGCGUGUGCAUGCGCCUGUAGAUAGAUAGCCCCGUAAUGAAUGGCCUUCUCGUUCGUUCGGACCGAACCAAUGCUCGUCUCGCAUCGGUGAUGACUCUCAAUGUCCUCGUGAGUAUGUAUCCCUGA
This is a messenger RNA of Vitrella brassicaformis, 989 nucleotides long. The record is from the annotation of a GenBank genome assembly. NCBI's taxonomy places the organism in Eukaryota, Vitrellaceae.